Messenger RNA from Corylus avellana, 1245 nucleotides. Lineage: Eukaryota; Viridiplantae; Streptophyta; Magnoliopsida; Fagales; Betulaceae. The record is from RefSeq and is a predicted model, not a curated record.
AUGCCCAUUAAGCUCCUCCCGCAUCUCCGCCUCCUCAACCCUUCUCUCCCGGUCACCCGUUUUCCUCUCAUGAAGCUCGGACCCUUGGCCCAGUCCUCUCGGGCCGUACCCGUUAUCUCUCGGGUCUUCCCGUUCAGGCUUAGGUAUUCGGCGUCUGGGUCUCGUAGUUUACGCAAUGAACAAGUUGGUCUAGUACGACGAUUAUCGACCCGGUCGUUGAGGACCGGGUCGGGCGCCGGGUUCAGGGCGGGUCGCGAGGGACGGGAGGCUCGGGCUCCCAAGAGCUUGGUCGAGGAUGAGGCGGACCUCAGUGACUGGGUCGGCGAGUUGAGGACCGACUCCUUCCGCGGCAAACUCACCAGCGACGACGAAGCCUCGGACGCGAAUAGAGUUCGGAGUAGAACGGGGGGGAGAGGUGGAGAAAAGGGCAGGGACUCAUUCCCGAUGAAGCGGAGGAGGGAGGGGGACUCGGGCGAGUUUCGUGAGUCGACUCGGAGCAGAACUCGUAACCAGGACUCGUUUUCGAAGAUUUCACCAACGGUUAGGCGGUUUGACGAUGAGGAGGAAGGUAUUUCUCGUAGGAGGAACAAUGGGUCUCGAGGUGGGUAUGUGAAUGCGAAUGGGAACUCUUGGAUGGGAAAGAGAGGUGGGAGAGAUACGGGUUCACCAGCUGUUAGGCGAUUUGACGGUGAGGAGGAAGGUUUUUCUCGUACAAGGAAUCUAGGGACUCGAGGUGGGAAUGUGAACGCGAUGGGAAGAAGAGGUGGGAGAGAUACGGGUUCCCCAGUUGUUAGGCGUUUUGACGAUGAGGAAGAAGGUUUUUCUCGUACAAGGAAUAAUGGGUCUCGAGGUGGGAAUGCGAACUCUUUGAUGGGAAAGAGAGGUGGGAGAGAUAUGGGUUCAGGGCAUGCACGAAAUGGAGGAAAAGGCAUGAAUGAUUCGAGGAAGCAACCGCGUUGGACGGAUGGUGAUGAUGAUGUUGAUGAGGAUGUUGAUGCGCUGAGGGGUGGCAUUGGGGCUUUGCUUAGUGAGGAAGAUAGUGAUGCUGAAGAUGACGAUGAUGAUGGUGAAUUGUUGAAGGAGAGUGCGAGCUCUUUGUUUGAAUCGGAUAAGGGAGCGAGCACGAGCACGAGCACUAGCACGAGGGCUCCACCAAGGAGUUCAUCUGGACAGUCUGACUCGUAUUUAAGUGAGACUCGGGAACAACUCCCUUAUAGGGAGUCUGCUGAGAAUGCUCUAGUCUAG